Molecule: messenger RNA, 1117 nt
Organism: Triticum aestivum (bread wheat)
Lineage: Eukaryota; Viridiplantae; Streptophyta; Magnoliopsida; Poales; Poaceae
Product: transcription initiation factor IIB-like
Exons: 1
Coding region: 68-1021 (317 amino acids)
Biological process (GO): DNA-templated transcription initiation; transcription preinitiation complex assembly
Cellular component (GO): transcription preinitiation complex; nucleus
Molecular function (GO): TBP-class protein binding
Source: RefSeq, a predicted model, not a curated record
UCCCCAGCUCCGUCGCCACAAUCAUCCCGAAGCUGCGCACACGCCGGCGGCAGUAGCAGCAGCAGCCAUGUACACCAGCACCUGCUCUGCGGCGGACGAGCGCGUGUACUGCCCGGAGUGCCGCCGCGCGACGGAGGUUGUCCUGGACCACGGCACCGGCGACACCAUCUGCACAGAGUGUGCGCUCGUCCUCGACGCGCACUACAUCGACGAGGGUUCCGAGUGGCGCAACUUCGCCGACGACGGCGGCGGCGAGGACCGCGACCCCAGCCGCGUCGGCGCCUCCGGCGACCCCUUCCUCGCCGCCAAGCUCUCCACCGUCAUCGACUCCUACUACAAGCCCAAAAAGUCCUCCGCCACCGGCGUGGCGGCCAACGCCCCUCCGAGGAUGUCGGUGCCGGACGCGGAGGCGGCCUCCGAUAAGACCCUCGUCGACGGCUUCCGCGGCAUCGCCGACAUGGCCGACCGGCUCGGCCUCGUGGCCACCAUCCGGGACCUGGCCAAGGAGACGUUCAAGAAGCUGGACGAGGCCAAGGGCUGCCCGCGCGGCCGGAAGCGGGACUCCGUCUACGCCGCCUGCCUCUACAUCGCCUGCCGCAACCUCGGCAUGCCGCGCACGUACAAGGAGCUCGCCUCCGUCACCGCCGGCGGCGUGGCUGCCAAGAAGGACGUCGGCAAGAUGGCGACGCACAUCAAGAAGCUCCUCGGGGAGGAGGACGGCCAGGUGAUGGACAUCGGCGUCGUGAGCGCCUCCGACUACCUGCGCCGCUUCUGCUCCCGGCUCGGCCUGGGCAACCAGGAGGUGCGCGACGCGCAGGAGGCCGUGCGGAGGGUCGAGGAAGGGCUCGACGUGCGCCGCAACCCGGAGUCGGUCGCCGCCGCCAUCAUCUACAUGGUCGUGCAGCGUGCCGGCGCCAGCAGGUCCGCCAAGGACGUGUCCGUCGCCACCGGCGUUGCCGAGGGCACCAUCAAGGAGGCGCACAAGGACCUCGCCCCGCACGCCCAGAUGCUCUUCGGCUGAGCCUGAACGCCCACGACAUUAACGCUUUUUCUAGCUUGAUUGCUUGGCAGGUCCUUGGCACAUGCAUGCAUGUUUGCCAUGUCCACAAUCCCAAAC